AUGGUGACAGACUAUCUUCACAAAACUGAUGAGGAGGCUGAGCAUAUUGUCACUACCAUACUAAUACAGCAACUGUAUAAUGGAUAUGUCUUCAUUAAUGAACUAUCGACAACCAACAGACCUGAAGCUCUUUACAAUCCACAACUUGUUUUUCACUUCUUGCAUGAGUUUGCUAGCCAUGGUUAUGUUGCCAGACCAGAUGAGCCAAGUACAGUUCAUUCAACACAUGUCCUCAAAACAAUUGCUAACAUUGGGGGUGGAGGGGCAUUUACAGUGGAUGAUUUGAUUGAGCUGAUCAUACAUGGAUCCAUCAAAUCAAAAAUUGUCAACGAAUUUGGUUUCAUUGACCUCCUUGAAAUUGGGGCAGUGAGAUCAAUGCAGUCUGUGAAUGAGGCAGCCCUGCAAGGCAUUGUUGAGCUGCUGCUUGAUGAUCCGGCAAGUUGCAUGCCUGAACUCCAUCUUGUACUUGAUGGUACAAAAAUGGCUGGAAGUCGUUUUGGAUUUGUGGACAUUUUGUUUUGCCAACAUCAACAACAGACCUCUUUGAGCAAACUCGAGCUGUCAUCAUAG
Messenger RNA from Paraglomus occultum, 570 nucleotides. The record is from the annotation of a GenBank genome assembly. Lineage: Eukaryota; Fungi; Glomeromycota; Glomeromycetes; Paraglomerales; Paraglomeraceae.